This is a messenger RNA of Globicephala melas (long-finned pilot whale), 1632 nucleotides long. RefSeq names its product trafficking protein particle complex subunit 6B (gene TRAPPC6B). The record is from RefSeq and is a predicted model, not a curated record. NCBI's taxonomy places the organism in Eukaryota, Metazoa, Chordata, Mammalia, Artiodactyla, Delphinidae. Gene Ontology annotation, biological process: regulation of GTPase activity; endoplasmic reticulum to Golgi vesicle-mediated transport. Gene Ontology annotation, cellular component: TRAPP complex; trans-Golgi network; cis-Golgi network.
UUUUUCGCCUCCCCCGCCCAAGGGCCGGAUGGGGUCUCCGGGAGCUGGGUUUGGUUCCCGCUGCUGUCAGACCGUUUCGUUUUGCCCAAGGACUUAGUGGUCCUAGGGUGGGCUCGCCGCGGCCCCCGGCUCAGUCCGGUAUCAGCCUUCGGGAAGCUGAGUGAAUUCCUCGGUCUCUUAGCAACGAGGGACGGGCUGCGGACUGAGCGAGCGGCGGCGGCUCAGCCCAAGCUGCCCAGGCGCUAGCCGGAGCUCCGAGCCCGGCCCAAACGGGAGCCUAAACCCGGAGCUUGGAAGAAUAAGCAGGAAAUGGCGGACGAGGCGUUGUUUUUGCUUCUGCAUAACGAGAUGGUGUCUGGAGUGUACAAGUCCGCGGAGCAGGGGGAGGUGGAAAAUGGACGCUGUAUAACUAAGCUGGAAAACAUGGGGUUUCGAGUGGGACAAGGAUUGAUAGAAAGGUUUACAAAAGAUACUGCAAGGUUCAAGGAUGAGUUAGAUAUCAUGAAGUUCAUCUGUAAAGAUUUUUGGACUACAGUAUUCAAGAAACAAAUUGACAAUCUAAGGACAAAUCAUCAGGGCAUCUACGUACUUCAGGACAACAAAUUUCGCCUGCUUACUCAAAUGUCUGCAGGAAAACAGUAUUUAGAACAUGCAUCAAAGUACUUAGCAUUUACAUGUGGCUUAAUCAGAGGUGGCUUAUCAAACUUGGGGAUAAAAAGUAUUGUAACAGCUGAAGUAUCUUCAAUGCCUGCCUGUAAAUUUCAAGUGAUGAUACAGAAGCUAUAGAAACUACUGAAAUGCAAGGCUUCAAUAGUGUAAAGAGAUAAAUUAUUCCUGUAUAAAUUAUUUCAAGUAGCAAUGAUUUAAUUACAUUGUUGGACAUUUGUAUUGAUAUAAGCUAUUUGCUAACUUAUAUAAUGAAAGAUGCACUCUUAAGCAGGAGUAAGGGUGUAUUUUAUCAAUUUAAUAGCACAGACCUUAAAACAGGUAAAGACACAUUCUACUGUAACAUACACUUUACUGAAACUAUUCAGAAUGAAAACCUAAUUUCAAAUAAGUAAACACCAAUGCAGGACCCUUAUUUAAACAUUCUUAUUUGCUUAGUGAUAUGUAUUUAACCAGAGAUGAAGAAACAAAACUCAGGGUUUGGUAAAUUAGCAUAAAGAAAGUAUGUACCAAUCAGAAUCUUUUCGGUAAGAAUGAACAAAUUUUGGUUUUGUCUUAUGAAUUUGUUUUAGUUAUUUAAAAAAAGCAAAGAGUACAUUAAAAUUUAAACUUAAUUAUUAUUUUAUUGCUUAUAAUUUAUUUCUAUUAAGAAUCUUUAUGCUUGUAUAAGGAUUUCAUUAUAUACAUUGUGUGUGUGUUGUGUAUGAUAUAUAUAUCAUAUUUAACUGCCUAAAUUGCUUAAAAACUUUAUUUCACUUUAAUAGAAUUCAGUUCUUGAGAGCUCCAUUAAUGUAAUGAAGUGAAAUAUAGAUCUAGAUAAAGUGAGAUAUAGAUGUGAAUUCAGUGACUCCAGGGCCAAAGAAUAUUAGGUAUUUGAGGAAGGAAUUUUUAUACUUCUUGUUAUCAGUCUUGACUUUCAGUUUCUCUCUCCAUGUGUGGAAGUGCUGGUGAAGAUUCUAACAUCUU